UGUCUGUCCAAAAUGGCGGCCGCGGGCUCGCUGGGACGGCGGCGCUGUCCUGCAGCCUGGCCGCACUAGACCAUGCUCUCCAUCUCCGACGGAGGCGAAGUAGAAAGCUAGUGUGGGGUGCUCAGACGCGUACAUGCGGUGGUUAGCCGAGGCGGCCUUCCGGGGACGCGAGAGGAGAUUUGUGUCGGCGAGGGUGGGCUCCGACCGGAAGCGAGCCCAGGUGUGGCGGUCGGCGAGCAUCGCACGCCAGAGACGGGGAAGAGCUGAGGGUUGGCUGUCCCCGGCCAAACAUCGAGGCUAUUGGUUACUCCCCUUCCAUCCCACCCCUUAAUUUUAUUCUUUUGAAGAGUCUACAUUUCAAGCUGCUAAGGUGGAGAAUGUGAUUCCAGAAGGGGAGUACUCCUCAUUUCAGGUAUCUUACCCUCUAGCUAUUAAUAGGAAAACCAUUUUGAUUCAGGAUCCCAGGAUCUAACGUGAGAAUACAAAGGUUACUCUGUAGCCAAGUCAAAGUGUAAAUCAAAAGUAGCUGUAUUUGGAUUGACACUAAAUUCUUGUAUCUUAACUUAUGAAGCUAGUAGUAUUCUUUAGAGGUCAUAAAAUUUGUGUUACCCUUGCUUUUAAUUAUGCUUUAACAUAUAUAUAUGAGGAAUAAACCUAUUAAAAUUACAGUUUAUGUUUUUAGGUCUUGGUUAAGUUUUCAUCUAUAGUAUAACAAGAUGCAGAGUAAUCAUUAAAUAAUACAUUAUUUUGAAUGAGUCAGUUUGGAUAAUAUAAAUACUUAUGUAAUUUUAAGUUCAGAGAAAUAGCUAACUUUUGGUCUACAGUUUAUUUUUCAAUUUCAACACACAGUAUUUAGGAUAUAGCAGAAUUCCAUGUCUUGCAAAACUUGAACUGUUUGUGUGUUUUUAAUACAGCUUAAUAGUUAUUAGCCCUGAAAGGAGCCUUCAGAUAUAUAAUAGUAUCAACAAUGAAUGUAUCUAAUGGCAACAGGCAUCAGAAAGCUAAAAGAGAUUCCAAGAUACCAUGAAAAGGGGUUGGUAAAUUAUGCCCUAUGCUGUUUUUGUAAGUGGAGAUUUAUUGAAAUACAACUGUGCCCAUUUUUUACAUAUUGUGUAUGGCUGCUGCCAUGCUACAACUACAGAAUUGAGGAGUUGCAACAGAGUUCAUAUGGCUAAUAAGUAAAAAAUAUUGAUUAUAUUGCCCUUUACAGAAAAAGUUUGCCAACCCUUGCCAUGGGACGUAUUCUUCAAGUUCCUUUAAAAACAUGCUUAUCAAUUCUAUUAUUUCUUAACCCAGUAGUUCCCAAAUUGUGUUUUAUAGAAUAUUAAUAUUCUCUUAAGUUAAUAAGUGUUCUGAGAAAAAAGGUUUUUUAAUAGUUUAUCUUAAGAUAUAAGUUUAAGACUACUAAACUCAUUUCUAUAGCUUUUAUUUUUAUGUGAUAAUCUACCUUUAAGAAAAGGUGUGCCAUACCUGAGAGCACCAGGAAAUCGCAUGAGAGAUCACCUGAUAGACGAACGUGUGAUGCUCCAUCUGCGCAUUGAUGCAUAGGCAGCAUUUACAAAUUAACUGAUGUGUUGCUAUAUAUCAUCUCUUUGAUGAUUGCUCAUCUUCUAUGUAUCCUGUCUUAUAAUUUCAACAAAUUUGUGAUACUCAAUGUUUAUUCUAAACUAACCAUGUUUUGUACCACAAAUACAUUGCCUAUGGAUCUAUUGCCGAAACAAGGAAGUCUUAAACAAGAAGUAGAAUCAUUUUAUCAAAUUGUGUCUGAAUCAAAUGAUCAAAAAGUUGGAAUAUUACAAAGUGAAGAUGAACAGUUGCAGCCAUCAGUUUCUAAAAAAUCAGAAGAUGAGCUUUCCAGGGUUCAAUUUAUGUCCACUUCCAACAAAAUAACAUUUAGUAAGAAACCAAAAAGAAGAAAAUAUGAUGAAAGUUAUUUGUCUUUUGGAUUUACUUACUUUGGAAAUAGAGAUGCACCUCAUGCUCAGUGUGUGUUAUGUAAGAAAAUUUUAUCAAAUAGCUCUUUGGCCCCUAGUAAGCUUCGAAGACAUUUGGAAACGAAACAUGCUGCAUAUAAAGACAAAGACAUAAGCUUUUUCAAGCAGCAUCUUGAUUCACCUGAAAAUAACAAACCCCCACCACCUAAAAUUGUUAAUACAGAUAAUGAAAGUGCUACAGAGGCAUCGUACAAUGUAAGUUACCAUAUAGCCCUGAGUGGAGAGGCUCAUACUGUUGGUGAAUUGCUUAUCAAACCUUGUGCAAAAGAUGUCGUGAUGCGGAUGUUUGAUGAACAAUACAGUAAAAAAAUAGAUGCAGUGCAACUAUCAAACAGUACUAUUGCACGCCGAAUUAAAGAUCUAGCUGCUGACAUUGAAGAAGAGCUUGUUUGUAGACUGAAAAUUUGUGAUGGGUUUUCGCUGCAGCUAGAUGAAUCAGCUGAUGUUUCAGGACUUGCUGUGCUACUUGUGUUUGUUCGUUACCGGUUUAAUAAGUCUAUUGAGGAAGACCUACUGUUAUGUGAAUCUCUGCAAAGUAAUGCUACUGGUAAAGAAAUUUUCAACUGCAUCAACAGUUUUAUGCAGAAACAUGAAAUUGAAUGGGAAAAAUGUGUUGAUAUUUGUAGUGAUGCUUCUAGGGCAAUGGACGGGAAAAUUGCUGAGGCUGUCGCCUUGAUAAAGUAUGUGGCUCCAGAAAGUACCAGUAGUCACUGCCUAUUAUAUAGACAUGCACUAGCAGUUAAAAUAAUGCCUACAUCUCUAAAAAAUGUGCUAGAUCAGGCAGUACAAAUCAUCAAUUAUAUUAAAGCUCGACCACAUCAAUCCAGACUACUAAAAAUUUUAUGUGAAGAAAUGGGUGCCCAGCACACAGCACUUCUUCUAAAUACAGAGGUGAGGUGGCUUUCCCGAGGUAAAGUUCUUGUAAGACUUUUUGAGCUUCGUCGUGAACUAUUGGUUUUCAUGGAUUCUGCUUUUCAACUGUCUGAUUGUUUAACAAAUUUAUCUUGGCUCCUAAGACUUGCAUAUCUUGCAGAUAUUUUUACUAAAUUAAAUGAGGUUAAUCUGUCAAUGCAAGGAAAAAAUGUGACAGUGUUUACAGUAUUUGAUAAAAUGUCAUCAUUGUUAAGAAAAUUGGCGUUUUGGGCCUCAUCUGUAGAAGAAGAAAACUUUGAUUGUUUUCCUACACUAAGUGACUUUUUGACUGAAAUUAAUUCUACAGUUGAUAAAGAUAUUUGCAGUGCCAUUGUGCAGCACCUACGGGGUUUGCGCUCUACUCUGUUAAAAUAUUUUCCAGUAACAAAUGACAAUAAUGCUUGGGUUAGAAAUCCAUUUACAGUAUCUGUGAAACCAGCCUCAUUAGUAGCACGGGACUAUGAGAGCCUGAUUGAUUUAACAUCUGAUUCUCAAGUGAAACAAAAUUUCAGUGAACUUUCCCUAAAUGAUUUUUGGAGUAGCCUAAUUCAAGAGUACCCAAGCAUUGCAACGCGUGCAGUUCGUGUACUUCUUCCUUUUGCUACAAUGCACCUGUGUGAAACAGGAUUUUCAUAUUAUGCUGCAACAAAAACGAAAUAUCGGAAAAGGCUUGAUGCUGCACCUCACAUGCGGAUCCGACUUAGCAACAUUACACCUAAUAUUAAGCGGAUAUGUGAUAAAAAGACACAAAAACACUGUUCUCAUUAAAAUUGAAGGGUUUUGCAUGUCUCAUGAUAACCAAAUAUAAGAUGAAAAUAAAAGAUGAUUUACUUUAUAUCUGGCAUUUUGGGAUUUUAAAUAAAAUUAUUCAAGUUUUUUA
Molecule: messenger RNA, 3786 nt
Organism: Myotis brandtii (Brandt's bat)
Lineage: Eukaryota; Metazoa; Chordata; Mammalia; Chiroptera; Vespertilionidae
Gene: ZBED5
Product: zinc finger, BED-type containing 5
Exons: 2
Coding region: 1596-3674 (692 amino acids)
Molecular function (GO): DNA binding
Source: RefSeq, a predicted model, not a curated record